AUUUCGAACGAGUAUCGAUACGCGACGACGUCGACAACUCGCGGCGUCAACUUUAAAGAGCCGCGCGGAGAAAAGUUCUGGCAACGUGAUCAACGGAAACUCGACGAAUCUCCGAUUAUCGGUGGCAACGCGUCUCGUUUCCGACGGUAUAUUAUUUCUCGGUACGAUUCAAAUGAAUUCGAGAGUUUACGCGACACUUCAUCCAUGCGAUCGUGCAACGGCACGACACGCGUACACGAGUAGAACGAUCGUCUCAGGUUAUGAUGCGUUCGCUCCAGUGAAAUUUUUCAGUCUUCGUUGCAAUAGAAAUUAACCGACACGCUUUUCAUUGCCAUUCUACGGAUCCUUAAACCAUACAGAUAGCUCGUUUCCUUUUCUCGUUGUCAUUGUCAAAAUGACGAACGUUCCGGUGAAAGUUCAAGAGUCUCGAGUUCUACAAAAAUUUGCAAUCUUACUGCUGUCCUCGUGUGUCGUUAUAUUAUUCCUUUAUCUGAAUCAUGUGCAACCGUAUUAUUUCAUUGACGAGGUUUUCCACGUACCUCAAACAUUGCAGUAUUGUGCCGGAAAUUUUACACAGUGGGAUUCGAAAAUUACCACCUUGCCUGGGUUGUACUUGCUCGCAACCCUAAUAUUGUCGCCUCUGAAUAUUUGUACCAUCUUUUACAUGAGAUGCAUCAAUUUACUCGGAACGUUUGCCAAUUUUUAUCUCGCUUAUAAUAUAAUCAAACAUAUUGCAAUAAUUCGUGAAACGAAAAGAUGGGACAAUUGGAAAAACCUGAUGGUGGCUUCUAACGUUAUGCUUUUCCCACCUUUGUUCUUCUGGCAUUUUCUGUACUAUACCGAUGUUGUCUCCGUUAAUGCAGUAUUAUUAAUGCUAUUGCUACAUUUACGUAAAAAGUUUAUAAUGGCAGCCGUUAUAGGUCUGUCGUCUAUAAUAAUUCGGCAAACGAAUAUCGUUUGGGUCGCGUUCGUUGCCUUGGAGCUUUUUCUCAAUUUAUUAGAUCCAAAAGAACACGAUAAAUCAAUGCUAUCGCAAGAGUGUAAUUCGUUUGUCCACUUGAGACUACUGUGGAAAAAGGUAAUGGAAGAAGCGUCUCGCGGAUGGGCUGCGUUUUCCAAAUUUAUUAGUGAAAUUAUUAUACGGUUGCUUCCAUACGCAACCGUAUGUGUAACAUUUCUUGGAUUUAUCUUUUGGAACAAGGGUAUAGUGGUAGGAGAUCGUACAGCUCAUGUUCCGACCAUUCAUAUUCCACAGUUAUUCUAUUUUUCCGCUUUCGUUUCUUGCUUCUUAUGGCCGUAUACGAUAAUUCAUUGGAAAUCAUACUUAAACUUUAUUCGAGCACACUGGAUCGUUCAUAGCUGUCUUUUAGUAGUUUUCGUUCUAAUAGUUCGUUUCGACACUCUCGUUCAUCCGUACAUGUUAGCUGACAAUAGGCAUUACUUAUUUUACUUUUGGAAUAAGUUAAUGGGAAGAUACGAGUUAUUCAAGUAUCUGUUAAUACCUGUUUACUCGUUUACCUUGUACGCUAUGUUUCAUAGAAUGGGACAUUUAAAGUUUGCAACGCGGAUUAAUUAUAUUUUCGUGGUAUCCGUGGUUCUUAUUCCUCAGCUGCUGAUAGAACCACGCUAUUUCAUUACGCCGUACAUUCUGUAUCGCUUGUUACUCGAAGAACCUAGUGGCUGGCAAAUUAUUAUGGAAACCGUAACUACGUUAGCAGUGAAUUUUGUACAAUUCUAUAUUUUUGUUAGCAAGACAUUUUAUUGGAACGACGAAAUUCAUCCUCAAAGGAUAUCAUGGUGAAAGAAAACUCGAUGCUACGUAUGAAAUAUAUUGUCUAAUUUGCAUACUAACGUGUCACAAGAAUACUCUACCCUUCCAUUUUUUUUUCGUCUCUCGUGUCUGUGGUAAAAGCGAACAAUUUUCAGAUAUGUUAUUUAAUGUAGAAUAUCACAACAUCAUUUAUUACUUUUGUUACAUUUCUCUAUGGAGGAACAGUAAUUAACUAAUCAACCGUGAAUUGUCGUUCACACGCACGAUAGGUCUCUCUUAUCGAAUACUUUUUCCCUCUAAUCUUCCGAUUUUCGGUUCCAUAAAAAAAGCCACGACUCAUCGCAUAGCCGAGACGUGUCGCGAACGAAACAACGAUACUCGCGUACAAGUACAGCUGUGGAGACUGUACCAAGACUGUCUGCCGCGAUACUCGAAUAGCAUAGACGUUGGCGUUUUUAAAGGUAUCCUGCUCAAAAGACUUGCCCUACUCUCGGUUUCCAUUGUGGAAAGGAAACCAGGAAACCAGGAAACCAGGAAACCAGGAGCUUAAGUACGACGCCCCAUUACCUUUCUCGUCUGUGACCCGCGUCUCGCUUCGGAAAUCUAUUAAAAAACCGUUGUCUUUCUGCUUUCAGUCUUAUAUACGAAUUUGUCGGUCAGAUUCAAAGACACGCGCGUGCAUUACGCUUUUGUCCCCGAUUACGGUUACAAGUGUAUCGUUACCGGCUUCAUUUUCGGACGUACAGUCGAUGG
Messenger RNA from Nomia melanderi (Alkali bee), 2524 nucleotides. RefSeq names its product alpha-1,2-glucosyltransferase Alg10 (gene Alg10). Gene Ontology annotation, biological process: dolichol-linked oligosaccharide biosynthetic process; protein N-linked glycosylation. Gene Ontology annotation, molecular function: dolichyl pyrophosphate Glc2Man9GlcNAc2 alpha-1,2-glucosyltransferase activity. NCBI's taxonomy places the organism in Eukaryota, Metazoa, Arthropoda, Insecta, Hymenoptera, Halictidae. Gene Ontology annotation, cellular component: endoplasmic reticulum. The record is from RefSeq and is a predicted model, not a curated record.